AUGGAAAAUUCAAUGAGCUGCAAACCAACAAUCUCUUCUUCUAAUGAGAAAACAACUGAUCAUGACAGUUUUGAAGAAGAGAGUGGUUGGACUACGUACUUUGAGGAUUUCUUUGCCCAAAACAAUGAAGAGGAUCAUGUUCAUCAUGAUUAUCAAUAUACUUCUCUCUCAUUAGAUCAUGAUAGAAGUUCUUCUAUAGUCUCAGAUGCUGCUUCUUUGGUUGUGAAGAAAUCUGCUGAUGAACAAGUUGUUGGGUUGCCUAUUGAUAACAGAAGUUUCAAAUACAGUUUAAGUUUCAAGAAAAGAAGGACCAAAGGAGCUUUGGUUGAUGAUGCUUUGGAGGAUACUGCUAGUUCUCCUGUUAAUAGUCCGAAGGUUUAUGAAAAUAUGAUGAUAAACCAAUGCAAAAAGAGCACAAAACAGAAAGAUAACAUGGAAAUUUCACAGGACAAAGGAAGUGCUUCAAUCCAGAUAGAUAAGAGAAGCGAUUUGGGUUUUGUUGUGGGGGAAAGCGACAACACAGAACUGAAGAAAAGGGGUCUUUGCUUAGUUCCUUUGUCUAUGGUAGUAAAUUAUCUUGGUUAA
This is a messenger RNA of Dovyalis caffra, 585 nucleotides long. NCBI's taxonomy places the organism in Eukaryota, Viridiplantae, Streptophyta, Magnoliopsida, Malpighiales, Salicaceae. The record is from the annotation of a GenBank genome assembly.